CGUUUCAAAACCGCUCAGUUGUCAUCAGACAACGCGACGAGAAAGACGCGGUCGCUCAGUCCUGCGUGUUCUCGUUUACCUCACGCGACAAACAGUGCAAAUCGAAACAAUCGAACCAAGUGUUGAGUUGCAAGUGUUUUGUGUUAGUGAUGAUAUAUACAUGGAACAGUCGACGCUCAUGUCUCCGGGACAAGCUCUGAUGGGGAUGGACGCGAAGGAUCGACUCGUGGAGGAGAUAUUACUCCUAGCGCUGUUCCUUGUGUCGACGGCGGCAAACUCGCUCGCCCUACUCGUUUUCUGCAGGCGACCCGGCCUCAGAACUAUAUCGAAUCGGUUCGUCAUCAAUCUUCUGGCGACGAAUCUAUUGACUACUUCAUUGUUGGCGCCCGCGCUCUUCGGCGAGCAUACGACGAAGAAAAACGCCAGUCUGUGGGUGGAGGCGGGCGACUCGGCGGCUUCAGCCUGCAGCCUGUCAGCCCUGUUAUCCGUAAUGCUGAUUUCACUCGACCAGCACCACGCCGUCACGGAUCCUCUUCGCUGCCACACCCGUCUCUUACAGCGUCGUCCAAGCUCGCUCUGCGCCGCCACGUGGGUCGCCGCGGCAUCCGCAGCCGCAAUUCGAGCUACCAUCGCCGUGUUCCACUACUACUAUCCGACCGAAUCAGCGCUGCAAGGUAUCCAGCUCGCGUACUACGUCGUGUACUUGAUAUUGGGAGUGAUCGCACCGAUAACUAUAGUUUGCGUCAUGUACGCGAGAAUCUACCGUGCGGCGCGCUCGUCUGGAUUACGAGCUCGCGCGAACGGUGCCAGUGCUCUGCAGUUACACGAGCCCCCGCCCCCCCUUCCGAACCUCAUCGAAGAGGGGGAAGGAGAGGGACUCACACUUAGAAUAGACGGAUCAGAAGACGUAGCAUCCGGAGAGCACGAUCGCAACAAAUUUGGACCGUUUCUGUUACCACCGUCAGAGAGGCCAGUCCGUUGCCCAUCUGUUGCCAGUCUACGGAAUUCCCGCACUAAAGAUGGAAAGUCGAACGAAGAUCUGAGGAAGGGAUUACCGUCUGUUAGUUCGGCACCAUCACUCGCCGCCCCUCUCUUGGCGGUGCAGCAACGGACCCCUCAGACCUCACACAAUGGAUCUAGAAUAACAUCGAUACGAUGCCGCAUUUCAAACGCCUCCCUGUUCCGUUAUAGAGAAGAAUCUCGUGCGGCUCGCGUCGGUUUGCUGACGGGGGCGUUAGCCAUGCUGCACGUCCCGCAUGCCGCAGCCGCCGUGGCCUCCGCCGCUGUCCCCGGGCUGGCUGAUUGUGCGCGCACCGCAUCGCUCGCGUUACUCCUGCUUGCCUCUGCGGCUUCACCGUUCCUGUUUGCACUACGUUCGCGCCGGGUGCAGCGUGAGGCUCGGCGUCUGUUCGUGCCUGAGAAGAGCGCUUGGGAGAGAGCAUCGGCGUCCGCGUCGUCUGCGGCGGCGGACGGGCAACGCGCUAAGGCCGCUUUGGAGUUGCUGCGGACAUUGUCGCCGAGCAGCGGAGAGCCAGCGCCGGACAGCUCGGCGGAGUCGGGUCCUUGCCGCGGCUCGUUCAGCUCUGGGGGCAGCACGCAGCUCUCGUCAGCUUCGGACGAGUGACCGCCGCCCCGCCCGCGGGUGCGCUUCGCCCCGCGACCCACCGCUCUACUCAUCUGUGAUACUAGGAUAAGCAGCACCGCGCUCGGCGCGACCGUCAGACUGAUUUAGUUAUUAAGUUAAUUUAUUGUGUCCGUACGUACCUUACCGCUAAGCGGAUUAAUGUUUAGAAACUUACCUGAAUGAAUAGUAAAAAAAAGAAUAAUAUGUAAAUGAAAAUAAAUUCGUAUCGAAGUUA
Bombyx mandarina (wild silkworm) is the source of this 1859-nucleotide messenger RNA. RefSeq lists its product as uncharacterized. The record is from RefSeq and is a predicted model, not a curated record. Gene Ontology annotation, cellular component: membrane. Lineage: Eukaryota; Metazoa; Arthropoda; Insecta; Lepidoptera; Bombycidae. Gene Ontology annotation, molecular function: G protein-coupled receptor activity. Gene Ontology annotation, biological process: G protein-coupled receptor signaling pathway.